GCGGUCAGCCAAACCACCGAAAACACUCAGCCUUCCAGGCACACAAGUCAAACUCAUAAAUAUUCGUAUAUACUCGUAUGUGUGGAGCAGCGGUUUUGUAUAGAUUUUCAUAAUUGUGUGCGACCACAUGAGUGUACACCUCAAGCUGAAGCUGUGCGCCCAGUCACUUGUGAACUCAACGAGUUACAACUUCGUUUGAUGCGAAGGCGCAGCUUUUUUACAUUUGAGGGUUCACUCACUAUACACUGCUGUUGUUGUUGUUGUUAUAUUGUCUUUUUGCGUGAAGUUCGAAACGGCGUGCUUUUGUCUGACGUCAAGGCAAAGACUCGCAGAAGUGUGUAUGUACAUAUGUAGUGGAAGUGCGUUAAAAAAGCUAUUAACUGGCAGAAAUUCAGUUUGCAAGUGUAGCGCUUUGCUGUUGAAGGUGAAGCUCAAAAUUGAAACGAUUGAAACGCUGCAUUGGUGAUUCGAUAUCAGUGCUAAGCGUUAGUGUGGCAAGUGUGCGCGUGAUUCAUACACUGAUGUACAUAGCUGCAAGGGUGUGCGGAAAGUGACGCAAAUAAUAUUCGAAAGCGCUUUCUUUGUUAUUGGCACAUUUCAAGUGCGGUCGUGUCAAUGUACGCCAGAUUUUGAAGCGAAACAAAUAAAGUGUCUGAAGUGCUGGUGUUGAAUAAAAAAUCUAAAAUUAUUUUAUAUUUCAAAAGUAAAGUGUUUAAACGCCAAAAAAGAACUUAGAAAAUCCUUGUGAAAUUUGGAAAGCAGCGCAUGUCGUGUCACAACUUCCAGUAUGUGGCAAAUUGCUUGAACACAAAAAGCUCUAAAUUCCAAAAAAACACAAAACAAGCAAAUAAGCAACAAGUUGUUUAAUACAAAAGAAAAACAUUUUUGCUGAAAACUGCUUAGUGCACGAGAAAAAAGCUGAUCGCGCUCAAAACCGCUUUUCGCAACUUCGCUCAACUUCACUUCUCCCAUAAAACAGCGCUCAAAUCGUCUCUCAAACAACACUCAACAACAAGAGCGCAUUGGCACAGUGAGACAUUUCGCAUUUGGAAUUAUUUACCUGUUUUGUAUCAGCUGUCUCUAAUACGAAUUCAUCGAUCGUGAGACAGGUCUUGCGAAUCCGGCGCUGGUCUAUGAUGAGCUAGACUAUCCACACCUAUAUUCACAGUUCGACGGCGGUGGCGCAAUAACGAUGACCAGCAAUAUGGAUCUCCACCAACCACCUGCCUACAUAGUCGACGCCGCCGAUAGCAUCGAUGGUGAGAGUCGAGAGGGCACACCCGAAGAGUUGGAACAGGAAGAUAACGAGGAGAAGAGUACACGUUGUGUGCCGGAUUUUCAGUUCUCACUCGUCGAAUCGGAAUAUGAUGAGACGCUGGCGUUCCCCGAUUCCGUGACGAUAUUGUCGAAUGUCGGCGAUAAGCCAGUGCUAGUGCAGCGCAAAGACACCGAUGACGAUGACGAUGAGGAGGAGGGUGCCAGCGCGUUGCCAGGUCAACCGGCAGAGAUACCAUACACCUCUAUAUAUGCGCCGAGCAUGAAAUUCAAUUCCUUUCAGCGUAAAGUAUUCAUACCCGGCAUGGAGAUACAAGUGCGCAUAAUCGACAAUGAGCGCAGUGUGACGACGCACUUGUUGAAUCCAAAUUUGUAUACCAUCGAACUGACGCAUGGUCCCUACACGUGGACCAUUAAAAGACGCUACAAACAUUUCCAUUCGCUGCAUCAGCAGUUGACACUCUUCCGCACCUCACUCAAUAUUCCAUUUCCGAUGCGUAGUCACAAAGAGAAGCGUGCCACAAUCAAAAAAGCAGCCAUACAAAUGGCCGAUGAGGCGCGUCUGAAGUCCAUGCAGCAGUCGCAGACGCAGACUACGCUGUGUGAGGGGAGCGAGAAAUCGCAAUGUAACGGUAACAAUAAUGCCACCAGUACUACGGCCUUGGCUAGAACAAGCAGUAGUCCUCUGGCAAACCUCGGUAUUAUGGGCAGGAAAAGGAAGAAGAAGCGAAAGCUGCCACGUUUUCCCAAUCGACCCGAGUCGCUUAUAACGGUCGAAUCACUGCCCAUGCGUAUAAAACAGUUGGAAGAUUAUCUGUACAAUUUACUGAACAUCAGUCUGUAUCGAAAUCAUCACGAUACGUUGACCUUCGUCGAAGUCUCAAAUGUCUCGUUUGUGUCCGACCUCGGCAUUAAGGGUAAGGAGGGCGCUAUACUUAAGCGUACCGGCUCCACGCGUCCCGGUCAGGCGGGUUGCAAUUUCUUUGGUUGUUUUCAGCAGAAGUGCUGUGUGCGCUGCAGUUUCUUCUGCUCGGACGUGCUUUAUGGCAAAUGGCGUAAUCGUUGGUUUUUCGUCAAGGAGACUUGCUUCGGCUACAUACGUCCCAACGAUGGUGUGAUUAGAUCUGUGAUAUUAUUCGAUCAGGGCUUCGACGUCUCCACUGGCAUCUAUCAGACGGGCAUGCGUAAGGGGCUGCAGGUGCUCACCAAUAGUCGUCACAUUAUACUCAAGUGCUGGACGCGUCGAAAGUGCAAAGAGUGGAUGCAAUACCUUAAGAAGACUGCAAAUAGCUAUGCCCGCGACUUUACCUAUCCCAAUCCGCACAUGUCUUACGCGCCUGUGCGUUCGGGUAUUCAAGCAAGUUGGCAUGUCGACGGUUCGGCUUAUAUGGGCGCCAUAGCGGAUGCGCUUGAGGAGGCUAAAGAGGAGAUCUACAUUGCUGAUUGGUGGCUGAGUCCAGAGAUUUAUAUGAAGCGGCCCGCCGUGGAUGGUGAUUAUUGGCGUUUGGAUAAGAUACUACAUCGCAAAGCGUCACAGGGCAUUAAAGUAUUCGUGCUACUCUACAAAGAGGUCGAAAUGGCUUUGGGCAUUAACAGUUACUACAGCAAACAGAGGCUUUCACAUGAGAAUAUAAGAGUUCUCCGACAUCCAGAUCAUGCGCGCGCUGGCGUGUUCUUUUGGGCUCAUCAUGAAAAGAUAGUUGUGGUCGAUCAGACCUACGCCUACAUCGGUGGUCUGGAUCUUUGCUAUGGCCGUUGGGAUGACCAUCGACAUCGUCUAACUGACCUUGGCAGCAUAUCCACUGCUUCUGCUUCGGGUAGCACACGACGUCUGGGCGGUUUCUUUACGAAAGACGAUGCAGACUCAGCCUUUGGUUCGCAGAAGUCCUCACGCAAGGGUGCCAAUGUAAAUAUCGACCUACAGAAGAGAGAACAAUUGAGCGCAAAUAUUGAAGAACACCAAUUUGAAGAGGUUGAGCUGCGCACAUUGUCGCCAGGUGAUAAACUUGUGAUACCUGAAUUGCUUUCAUCCAGCACUGGCGAACCAAUCGCCAUUGAGGGCAUGAAAUUAAACACACCCGAGAUGGAGCGUAAGAAUGUUUUGGAGAAAAUCACUACAAAUGCGAUGCGUAAGGGCAAGGAUUUGGUGAACCGGCUUACAAUGAACGAACAUGAACGCGGUGCGGGUGACAAGUCGCCGGAUGUGUUAAAAGACCCCAAACAGCUGGUGUUCACUAUUGAUGAAGUGGAAACGGGGCGCCUCGGCGGUCUAGAAGAUCCCACACCAUUCCAAACGCAAAUACUGAACGAUUACUAUGGUCAAGCCAAGUAUUGGUUCGGUAAGGAUUACUCCAAUUUCAUACUCAAAGACUGGAUGAACUUAGAUGCGCCACUCGUCGAUAUCAUCGAUCGCUCCUCAACACCACGUAUGCCUUGGCAUGACGUGGGCGUGUGUUUAGUGGGUCCAGCAGCGCGCGAUGUGGCGCGUCAUUUCAUACAACGCUGGAAUGCAGUGAAGCUGGAAAAGAUGCGCGAUAACGCCAACUUCCCAUAUUUAAUGCCAAAGAGUUACCACAACAUCAAGUUGAAUCCAAAUAUCGUGCUGAAGCGGCAGAAUCGUGUUACAUGUCAGCUGUUGCGCAGCGCAUCUUCAUGGAGCUGCGGUUUCAUCGAGCAGGAUUUGGUUGAACAAAGCAUACAUGACGCUUACAUACAAACCAUAACGAAGGCGCAGCACUUUAUCUACAUCGAGAAUCAAUUCUUCAUCACCAUGCAGUUGGGCGCGACCGGCGCGUAUGGCAAUGUGCGCAAUCAGAUUGGUGAGACGCUCUUCAAGCGGAUCGUGCGCGCGCAUAAAGAGCGCAAGACCUUCCGUGUAUAUGUGAUCAUACCACUACUGCCUGGCUUUGAGGGUGAUGUGGGUGGCAGCACUGGCAAUGCGGUGCGCGCAAUCACGCAUUGGAAUUACGCAUCGAUAUCACGCGGUCGUUCAGCAAUACUCACACGCCUGCUGGAGGUCGGCAUAAAAGAUCCCGGUGAAUACAUCUCCUUCCACAGUCUACGCACAAACUCACAACUCAAUAACAUGCCAAUCACCGAACUUAUUUAUGUUCACUCCAAGUUGCUGAUCGCCGACGAUCGUGUUGUAAUAUGCGGCUCGGCAAAUAUCAACGAUCGUUCAAUGAUUGGCAAACGAGAUUCUGAAAUUGCUGCUAUCAUUACCGAUGAAGAGUUUGAAGAUGGACGCAUGAAUGGCAAAAAGUACCCAAGCGGCGUAUUCGCUGGCAGACUGCGCAAAUUUCUAUUUAAGGAGCAUUUAGGUUUACUGGAUCCAGAUGCGGAUCGCAUGCCAAUCGAUGUGACGGAUCCGGUGAUUGAUCAGUUUUGGAAUGGCAUGUGGCGACGCACUGCAACACGUAAUACUGAGCUAUACGAGGAGGUAUUCAAAUGUUUGCCCACUGAUAAGGUGAAAUCAUAUGCGGACCUGAGGAAAUAUCAGGAAGAACCGCCACUAUCUAAGUCCGAUCCGGAAAUGGCAAUGAAGCGUGUGGCAAAUAUACAGGGUUUCCUAGUCAACCUACCAUUGGACUUCCUCAACAAAGAGGUGUUGACACCGCCUGGCACCAGCAAAGAGGGACUCAUUCCUACCGCCGUGUGGACGUAGUUACAGGCAUGCAUUUACACUGCUAAAACUUUGCUAAAAUGUAUUUAUUAUUAUUAUUAUAAAUAUUAACUAUUAUUAAUUUUAUUAUUUUUUUUAUUUUUAUUAUUUUUUCAUUUUUAUUAUUUUUUAUUUUUAUUCUUUUUAUUUUUAUUAUUAUUUUAUUUUAAUUAUUUUAAAAAUUUUAUUAUUUUAUUAUUAUAACCAUAAUUGUAUAUUGAGAAGCGUUAAGAAUUGACAAGUUUAAAGUGCUUUAUUAGCUUGUAAGCGUAGCAUAAGGCUUUGUUGACUUCAUAACAUUAACUUUUAAUUAGAACUUAGUUAUAGACUAUAAAUUAACGAUUAUAAAUAUUUUUGCGACAGUAUUUUAGUAUUCGAAGCUAUUUUACGAACAUCUAUUCCACUGUAAAUUACUUGUCAUAGAUUUAAAUAAACUAUUUUUAAUAGAAAAUCAAAAUAAACUAUAUCUUGUUAGAAAAUAUAAUGAUUUUUCAUCACAAUAAUAAUAUAUUUUUUCGAAACACAAAGCUUAAGCAACAAAAUACUGUUAAACUUCCAUAACUCGAACUCUUGAAUGGGCAAUAGAGGUAAAAUUUCAUAAAAAUUACCUUUCUUCACUCGGAAGUCUCUCGAAGUCGAAGUUUUUUUUGUGGAUUUUGGUGAUUCGAGUUAGGGAAGUUCAACUGUAUGUGUACAUAAUUUAUCUGUUGAUAUAUCUCAGAUUCACUAAUUUAAACGCCUGGCUAUACAAGACUGUAUAUGAACCUCUGGCAAGGAAGGCACAUUAAAUUAUUAGCUACACUGGUUUUUGAGCUUCGCAGAAGUUUUAUUUAACACUGCUGAUCGUGAUAGGGUCUAAUGGACUUUAAGACUGUCUGGAAUGUUGCCUAGCUUCUUCUACUUAGCUCUCAGCGAGACCACUGUCUUAAAAACUUCCGUAAAUGCAUCGCAUUCUGCCAACAAUUGGACUUAAGCUACCUGAACUGAGCAGGAAUCAUGGCCGGCUAAAAUUUCUCCUCUUAGGAAUACGUCCAAGAACUAUUUGGUACAUCUUUUAUACACCAGCAACCACAGUGCAAUCAAAUAGUGCUCUAUUCAUGCAUGAUCCUUGCUAUUCCGAUCUCUAAUUCUACGACCAGCAGCUUUCAAUAGAAUCGAGCCUACCUUACGGAAGUUUCAGCAAUGCUCCUUUGGUCCAGGCUGCUUGCUGUGCCUUCACCUGCACACGAAGAGUAGUAAGAAUCCAUCUCGGGAUGAUACACCGUUUUAAUAUCUUUUUCCUAAGCCAAUAUAGCCGCCAACGUCAUUUUACUUUUAGUUAAAUUAAAGUAACACUAAAUGUAAUAUCAAAAUUAGGAUUCACAACCAACAACUUUAAACUUUUUUAUGACAAAUAAUUUACAAAAACACAGAGAGCUCAGCAAAAACAUAAUUUAAGCUGCAAGCUCACAUACAGAUGUCGCUGUAGAACGCGCGGAAGCCCACACGAUUUGUCAACAUUGCUAUUUCCACUUAGCAUUAAACUUACUCAAAGGCCCAUUAUUAGUAGUAGUGAUGAAGCGCAAAGUAAACAAGAGAAUAAAGAAGAGUAUAAAUGCUACGCUCAUCAAAACAAAUGACUAAAAACAAAGUUAAGAAAAGCAAAAGCAACUGAAAACACAUUGAGGCAUGCUAAACAACAAGUAAACGCUGAGAGCGAUAAUAACAACAACAGAGCUACACACUGGAAGAAGGUAAAAGUCAAAUGCAAACAACUACAAUCAAAAGGCAGCAGCGCUCACGCCAACAAAAAGCGCUCUUGAGUCCAACAUCAAAUGUCAACGAAUGCAACGACUACACAGCGACAGCGGCGAUUGUCGGCAGCGGAGGGUGCAAUGGCAGCGCCGCUUUCAAAGCGUAGUAACUUUAGCAUAAGCGCGGUUGGCUGGGUCAGUUCGUCGUCUCGUUUCGUGUGGUUAGGAGUCGAAUUGCAUUGAAUUGGCAAGCAAACAGGCGAGUAAGCAUUGAACAGAGUUUUUUGUGCGAAUUUGUACGGAUAAAUUUGUUGAAUAAAGUUAAAAUUUUUGACAAAAUUGUUUAAUUAAACGGUGCAUACAACGGUAAACAGCAAGUUUAUGGCAAAAGUGAAAUUGAAGCCUCGCAAAAUGGUGUUGUGUGUGCGUGAAAGCGAAAUGAAGAUGAAGUGCAAGUGAAUUGGAACUGGCGAACAGCGAGUGCGGCCAGAAGAGAAAAGUUUGUGCAUGUGCCGGGGAGAGUGCGGCGAACAACAAGAUAAAAAAUCAAACAAACGCUUACUAAUGUGUUCAAGUUCAAGAAGAGUGAUGGCAAUAGAAAUUUGAAUAAUUCAUUAAAAAAACAACAACAAGAAAUCAACUAAAAACAACAACAACAAAAAAUCCACCAACAACCAACGCGUUCAUUCAUAUUCAUUAAAAUGCAAAGCAAACUAAUUUUGUAUAUGUUAAUACAACAACAACAACAACAACAACAACGCAUUACCAUAACUAAAAACAACAAAAAUCACUUAAACUAUAACUCUACACGCUCGUUCACGUAAUUUACGCCCCAACAACAAAGUGUGUUUGCCAGCAUAUUCAUGUUUUGUAUAAAUUAAAUAAGAUUAAGUGUGAGCAAGCAAGUGAACAAAAUAAAAAAACAAAAAUAAAAAUAGAAAUAAAAACCAACAAGAACAAAUUGCAACUCAUCGAGUAGUGAAAAAAUCUAUUACCGUAAAAUUUAUGCGUUCGCUGACGUUUUGCGAACCGUUAGAAUUUUUCACACGCUCAGCGCGCUUACACAGGCGACCGACCGCAGAGUCGCAAACGCCACGAACAAGAAGUUCUUUUGCGAAAUUAGCGAACAACUGACUGACUGUCAGGCAGGCUGACGGCCGCACAAGCGAAGCGGAAGGCGAGGAAGUAGCCAGCGGCUAAGUUCAUUCUAAGUGCAUUGGCGGCCAUUUAGUGCGACGACCAACAAAGAGCUAUUGUGCACGAGUAGAUUAUAAGCCGACCACGUAUAACAGCAUUAGUGUGCCUGUGUGUGUGUGUGUGUGAAGUGCAUAAAAAGUUGAAAUGCGAAAAAAGCAAACAACGCGUGAAACCGGUUACUUGUUGCAGUUGUAUUUGAACCCUUCCGUGCAAAAUAUAAAUAAAUAAAUAAGAAA
Zeugodacus cucurbitae (melon fly) is the source of this 8102-nucleotide messenger RNA. RefSeq names its product phospholipase D2 (gene Pld). The transcript has 11 exons. Gene Ontology annotation, biological process: phosphatidic acid biosynthetic process; intracellular signal transduction; cell motility. The record is from RefSeq and is a predicted model, not a curated record. Bases 1193 to 4939 code for a protein of 1248 amino acids. Gene Ontology annotation, molecular function: phosphatidylinositol binding; D-type glycerophospholipase activity. Lineage: Eukaryota; Metazoa; Arthropoda; Insecta; Diptera; Tephritidae.